AUGCCUGCCGAGGCUCAGCAGGCGUCGCCGGCGGACGGCAAGGCGGCGGCGGGCAGCGGGGGCCAGCAGACGACGCUUGGCAAGCGCCCGGCCGAGAGCGGCGCCGUCGCCCCGCUCCCGUCCAACAUGGCGCUGCCGAACGCCGUCGUGCAGCGGCUCAUCAAGUCAAAGCUGCCGGACGGCGUGAUGCUGCACAAGGACGCGCGCGCCGCGUUCAACAAGUCGACGUCAAUCUUCAUCCUGAUGCUCACCACCAUAGCGAGCGACAUCAGCAGGGAGGCGAAGCGCUCGACGGUGACGGGGCAGGACGUGCUCAACGCACUCAAGGCGAGCGAGCGGCCGCCCUCCCCCGCCGGCUCGGCAGCUUGGCGAGAGCGCGGCCCGCCUC
This is a messenger RNA of Emiliania huxleyi CCMP1516, 388 nucleotides long. RefSeq lists its product as hypothetical. The record is from RefSeq and is a predicted model, not a curated record. Lineage: Eukaryota; Haptophyta; Isochrysidales; Noelaerhabdaceae. The annotation marks the transcript as partial. Gene Ontology annotation, biological process: DNA damage response; leading strand elongation; heterochromatin formation. The transcript is spliced from 2 exons. Gene Ontology annotation, cellular component: epsilon DNA polymerase complex; CHRAC. Gene Ontology annotation, molecular function: protein heterodimerization activity; chromatin DNA binding.